AUGAUUCUAGCGCUUGUUGUAGCUUUCGCGUAUUCGGAAGAAAGACAAUUAUUCAAGAAGAGAGCUAACUGGUUGCAGUUUUUGAAAGUGAAAGUAUCGGUCGAUGAGACCGACAGCCAUUUUUCAUCAGAAGAAGGUAAACAACAUCAAAACUUUCAAAAAGUGAUCAAUAAAGAAAACGAAAAUAAAGGCGAUGGCGAACACGACAGUUUUUCAAUUGUGGAACUUAAAAGUCCCAAUCAAUAUACCAAAGAUCUUGGAACUGACUCAGAAACGUUUAAUCAAAAGCAAAUGGCACCGUCGGCCGCAGUAGUAGAAAAUGAUGAAAAUAUCACAAUCGGUACAACAAAAGAAAAACAGGUGGUAGGAGAGAAACAGCAAAUGGGAGGCCCUAUACCGAAUAAUAAUAAUGUAUACACUGUGUUAAAUGAGAAGGGAAGAAUAGGACCGAAUUUCGAAGUAAUAGAAAUAAUGAUGGAACAACCUGAUCUAACACAGGAUAACAAGCUUAUGGCUCAUAAGAACACAGCUCUAUUAGAAAAAGAAGUUAUGGUGAUUGACAUAAGUCAGUUCGAUGAAGAAGAACUGCGUCAGCGUCUAACGAAUAUCAGCAAUUUAGAGGGAUUGGCAGUAGAUCGACACAGAGAUUUGGGUAGUAGUUUCAUCCUUCCCAUAUUAGCAAGUUGCGAAUAUGAUAAUAAUUCGGCUCCCCUGAUUUUCUCAGAUGUUCCUGUUAAUGUAGUGGUUCAACUAAAUAUAUUAUACUUGGCUAAUUUUGAUAGUGCUUUAAUGGAAUAUACUACGGAUAUGGAAAUGGAAUUGACAUGGUACGACCUAAGAUUGGCCAAUAACUAUAGCCAACCUAUUCGAAUUCGCGAGAAAGAAAUUAUGGAUAAAAUUUGGCGUCCAGAUCCCUACUUUGUUAAUUCUAAAUUCAGUUAUUUCCACCAUGUUUCGUUUCCUAAUUUUCGGAUGCGUGUUAUGCCGAGUGGUUUAGUAACUUACACUAUGAGGGUAUCAUCUGUUUGCAACUGCUUUAUGACAUUCUGUCUGUAUCCUCAUGAUCGUCAGGUUUGUGACCUCAUUAUAAGCUCAAUUGCAUAUCCCUCUUCUUUUGUACAAUUCCAUUGGCAUUCAAAACCAGUUCAUUUUCAAUCACGAAUCGCCCUGCCUGAAUUGCAUUUGGAACGUCUCUAUACAGAACCAUGUGUUGUAGAGGGAAAAUUACUGCCUUCGUCUAGCCUUCGUUUAAUUUUCGUGCUCGAAAGAGAUGGGGGACGAGCAGUUGUUGAGAAAUAUAUACCCAGCACUUUGGCAAUGAUGUUCGCUUGGGUUGCACCUUAUGUGCCAUAUAAUUAUGAAGAAGUUCGAAUCGUCACUCCUAUUACGGUUUUACUGACGUUGGUACAAAUGGAAAAAGGGGACCAAGAAAUUCGCACUUCAUAUCUGACUUCAAUAGACAUUUGGUUCGCGGCCAUGAAAAUGUUCACAGUUUUCUCAUUGAUCGAAAGUUUGACUGUAUUAGCUUUGAUAAAGCAAAGCAGAGCAAUGGAAAAAAACGCAACAAGGGCUUCAAACGAGUUUGAACGACUUCAAUGCAAAGCCGAAGCUUAUCGUUUGACGAAACUAUAUCAUCGACUGGAUUCUAUCUGUAGAUUUGUCUCCCCUUUGGUUUUCGUCAUAUUCUUCGUAUAUUAUGUUCUUUUUAUAGCACAAGGCGAUGAAUCGGGAUGCUUACGAAAACAACAGUUUUCUUUGUCGAAUCCCUUCUUUGUCUGA
Molecule: messenger RNA, 1779 nt
Organism: Auanema sp. JU1783
Lineage: Eukaryota; Metazoa; Nematoda; Chromadorea; Rhabditida; Rhabditidae
Source: the annotation of a GenBank genome assembly